AUGGCCAACCGUCUUGGCAUCCCAAAGAAGCCAGCCAACAUCCCAAUUGUUGGCAUUAACGCCCUACGAACCCACGCUCGUGAUAAGGUGACCAUCAAGUUUCGAUCCCGUGUAUCAACGUUCCACGCCAGCCUGGAGUGUCUGGUAACGCCAAAAGUGACUGGGACAAUUCCAACUUCCAAGAUCGACAUCGCCCAUUGGAUGAUCCCAGAAGGACUGGUCUUUGCCGAUCCCAAGUUCCACAUUCCCGACAAAGUGGACUUGCUGAUUGACAUCGAGCGGAACAUGCAACAGUUUUGGCGAAACGAGGAAGUACCAGACGUCCCCAACCUGUCGACCGAAGAGAUAGCAUGCGAAGCCCACUUCCUAUCUACCUACCAGCGUGAUGAAUCUGGAAGAUUCAUGGUCCAGCUCCCGUUCAAUAGUGAUCUUCCCCUCCUGAACGACUGUCGUGCUCUGGCCCUAAAGCGUUUUCUGAUGUUGGAAAAACGACUCGUCCGCAAUCCAGAACUUCGAAUUCAGUAUGUGGAUUUCAUCCGGGAAUACGAGGCUCUCGGUCACUGCCGGGAAAUCAUGGAAUCUGAAGACCCGCCCAACCAGCAGAGCUACUACCUUCCUCACCAUGCCGUACUUCGACCUUCCAGCUCGAGCACGAAAUGCCGUGUCGUGUUCGAUGCAAGUGCCAAAUCUUCGCCGUCGCAUCUUUCGCUGAACGAGGUACUCCACGUCGGUCCAGUAGUGCAAAACGAUCUACAUCAUAUCAUGCUACGAUUCCGUAAAUUCAAGGUAGCAUUUACCGGAGACAUCUGUAAAAUGUACCGUCAAGUAGUCGAAGCCCCAUCGGAUCGUCGAUUCUUGCGCAUUUUCUGGCGAGAGCAGCCGUCAUUGCCUUUGCGUGUCUUGGAGUUGUGCACUGUCACCUACGGUACCGCAUCGGCCCCCUAUCAAGCAACCAGGUACUUGGUACAGCUCGUCAAGGAAGAUGGCGAGAACUUUCCCAUCGCCGCUCAUAUAGUGAAGGAGGAGUUCUACAUGGACGACGUACUGUCAGGAGCUGACUCGGUGGAAGAUGCUAUCGUGGCUAAACAGCAGUUAAAGGAACUCCUAAGUCGAGGAGGUUUUCCUAUACGAAAAUGGUGCUCUAAAUCCCAACAGCUGAUGGAGAAUAUUCCUAUCGAUGAACGUGAGACGAUGACUCCGGGGGAGCAAGGAGUGAACGAAACCAUAAAAGUGUUAGGCUUGCGUUGGGACCCAACCGCCGAUACGCUGAAGAUCGCCUAUCAUCCGAAUCCAACUGUGAAACAACCACCAACGAAACGUACGGUGUACUCCGAGAUCGCCAAAUUCUUCGACCCCCUUGGACUGGUUUCGCCGGUGAUCGUCUUGGCGAAACUCCUCGCGCAGAAGCUGUGGCAGCUUAAAAUCUACUGGGACGAUCCGGUGGAUGAAAAUAUUGCCAAGCAGUGGCAAAAUCUUCAACUUUCCCUAAUGCAUCUCCACGACAUCGAGAUCCCUCGGUGUGUUAUUUUGGACAAUGUAGUCGCCUACGAGUUGCAUGGUUUUUCGGAUCCCUCCACAACGGCAUACGGAGCAUGCAUCUACCUACGGUCCCUUUUUGUUGAUGGUUCGGCAAAGCUUCGUCUUCUCACCAGUAAAUCCAAACUGGCGCCUUUGAGUGAGCUCACCAUUCCACGGAAAGAAUUGUGUGCCGCCCUCCUGUUGACCCGUUUACUGGCGAAGGUACUGCCAGCCCUGGAUAUGCCGGUUCAGGAAGUUGUGCUGUGGAGCGACAGUAUGAUUGUCUUAGCCUGGCUAAAGAAACCCCUCAACCAGUUGCAGCUAUUUGUCCGAAAUCGAGUCGCUGUGAUCCAGCAGCACACAGACAAUUUCCGGUGGGAACAUGUACGAUCCCAUCAGAAUCCAGCCGAUGUCAUCUCCCGCGGACAGCUUCCAGAAGAUUUAGCUACCAACACUCUCUGGUGGCAUGGUCCGAGUUACCUUGAAGUGGUGUGCUACGAAGUGGUUAUUCCGGACGAGAUACCUGAGGAAGCGCUACCGGAACUGAAAGCUGCCGUCGCCAUCUCCGAUGUAAGAAUGGAUAUGCCUUUGUUCUUCUCCAAUUACAGCAAUUUCCGCAAGCUACAACGAAUUGUUGGGUACAUUCGUCGGUUUGCUAAUAAUUGCCGUAAGCAGAAUCCAACCGACCGAGAACUGAGACCCCAUCUGACCGUCCAUGAACUUCGCCGUGCAACAGAAUCCAUCAUCCACGUCAUACAACAUGCACACUUUGCUGACGAAAUCAAACGAGUCCUCGACAACGAACCCUGUAAGAGUCGCCAUCAAAUUAUCUUACCGGAUAAGGAUCCGGUGAUUCAUCGUUUCAUCCAGCAGAUGCACGUCGAACUUCUUCACGUUGGGCAAACAGGUUUGCUGAAUGCUCUUCGCCAAAGGUACUGGCUCCUAAAAGGUCGAUCCAUCAUCCGUUUCAUCACCCGUCGAUGCGUUAAAUGCUUCCGAACCCAUCCUACGACACCCAAUCAACUAAUGGGAAACCUGCCAGCGUCGAGAGUGAUGCCAUCGCCCCCGUUCGCCAUAACUGGUGUGGGUUACGCUGGCCCCUUCUGGAUUAAACAAGGGUCACGUCGUCCAACGCUGACCAAGGCGUACGUAGCAGUCUUCGUCUGCAUGGCAACUAAGGCUGUGCACCUGGAAGUCGUCUCCGAUUUGAGCACCGAUGCUUUCCUGGCAUCUCUAAGAAGAUUAAUUGCUCGCCGAGGAAUGAUUCAUGAGGAUUCUGGGAGGCAGCCGUGA
Messenger RNA from Sabethes cyaneus, 2811 nucleotides. RefSeq lists its product as uncharacterized. The transcript has 3 exons. Gene Ontology annotation, molecular function: nucleic acid binding. Bases 1 to 2811 code for a protein of 936 amino acids. The record is from RefSeq and is a predicted model, not a curated record. Lineage: Eukaryota; Metazoa; Arthropoda; Insecta; Diptera; Culicidae.